Anarrhichthys ocellatus (wolf-eel) is the source of this 1849-nucleotide messenger RNA. RefSeq names its product decapping exoribonuclease (gene dxo). Gene Ontology annotation, biological process: nuclear-transcribed mRNA catabolic process; NAD-cap decapping. The transcript is spliced from 7 exons. Lineage: Eukaryota; Metazoa; Chordata; Actinopteri; Perciformes; Anarhichadidae. The record is from RefSeq and is a predicted model, not a curated record. Gene Ontology annotation, cellular component: cytosol; nucleus. Gene Ontology annotation, molecular function: mRNA 5'-diphosphatase activity. The coding region runs from base 226 to 1521 and encodes 431 amino acids.
GCAGCGACUGUAUACGGAAGUAGCGUUGAGUUGUUGUUAGCUUGUGGUGCCAUUAGCUACCCAGCCAACGAGACGACAACACUUUGUGUUUUCCUUCUUUCUUUCUUGUGUGUAGAUUAGAAAAGACGCUGCAAUAUAUGAUAGUCGUGUUUACACAAAGUCGUGUUUAUUAUUGUGUCUGACGGGGCAUUGACACAAAGGUAACGUUAGCUGCUUGUGCUGUGUAUGCUGACUACGGUAGCAAUGGACCCGGCCAGAUCCCACAAUCCCAACUCCAGCUACCAAAACCCCCAGUCAGCAUACAGACGACACAGAGAUGCCGGUGGAAGAAAUCACAGUGAGAAUAAACGCUCCAGACCAAACCACCACCAGUAUCAGUCUGGGCCAACACCGCCGCAAAACCCACGCAGCUCUCAGGAGUUGAGCACCAGAAGGGAGUUAUACGAAAGAGACUUUCCGGUGUACAAACAGCCGGUCGAAGUAGGGUGUUUUUCCCUUGACUCUGAGCGUAGAUUCUUCAAUGACAGCAGGCGGAUGAAAUACUACGUGGAACCUGACAGAAAUCCUAAUUUUGACCUGAAGGAUGGAUACAAGGACCGCUAUAUCAGGAGAGACGAAAGUGAGAAGGAGAAGCUGGACCACAUCCUCCGCUGGAUCUUGGCCAAUAAAUCAAAGCUCAGCUCAAAGGUGACCGCAGCCUCAUCAUGUGCUUUAGAUUUCGACUUUGUGACAUGGCGCGGCCAUCUGACCAAGCUGCUGACCACUCCCUAUGAGACACGCGAGGGCUGGUUGCUGGCAGUCAGCAGGUUCAGGGGCACGCUUUACAUCAGCGAGGUGGAAACAGAAGCCGCUCGACGGGAACAAGAGAACCGCACAGAGAGACACAAGGAGAUGAUGUACUGGGGAUACAAGUUUGAGCAAUACACAUGUGCAGAUGACGUCCACAGUUCACCUGACCCAGGCGGAGUGGUGAACACCAAUGAGGCCUUCUGCACUGUGGUGCAAACUCGGCUGGCCGAUCACAGACUCCUGUUCUCCGGGGAGGUGGACUGCCGGGAUAAAGAUCCCAACGCUCCGGCUCCUCCCGCAUGCUACGUGGAGCUGAAGACCUCUGCGGAGAUCUGCACCCCGAAACAGCGUAGCAACUUUCACAGGUUCAAACUGCUGAAGUGGUGGGCCCAGUCUUUUCUCCCGGGAGUCCCCCGUGUUGUGGCAGGUUUUAAGGAUGAGGAAGGAGUGGUGGUCACUGUGGACACUUUCCCCAUCUCUAAGAUUUCACAGCUCAUCAAGAAUGAACAAAACUGCUGGAAGCCAACGGUCUGUAUGAACUUUUGCUGUGAUUUCCUGUCUUUUGUGAAGCAAAUCGCUACUGAAGACAAUCCAAGCGUGGUGUACCUGUUCUCCUGGGAGCCCCGCAGAGACGUGACGUUCUCCGUCCACAGGGACUCCCAGUAUUCCUUCCUGCCACACUGGUUUGUGGAGGAGAUGACCAGAAGUCAAGACUCACACCGUCAGCCCUGAUUUACAGCCAAGACGUGGUCCACUGUUAAUGUUCAUUCAGACCUCCAAUGGAGGAUUCUCAGACUUUAUUUUAACAUUUAAACCCAAGAACAGUGGUUAAGUGUUCAAUUUUAAUCAAAACAGAAUUAGAAAACAUCAGUAGAAAAACAUUUUUAACAAAUGAAAUCAUGACUUCAAGUUAGAAUUGCAUCUGCAGUUACACGUUUUUUUUUCAUGUUAAGACAAAACAUUUCAUUUGUGAAGAAGACCGUAGUGAACAUGCAUGGUGUAUUCUUGUAACCGUUGCCUCAUUGCCGUUGUUUUUUAAUUAAAAGUGACUCAUACACCA